AUGGAUCCUUCACCUGAUCAACCGGCCUCGUCGACAACAUCUGGUCAGAAACGUAAGACCGAAAACGCUGCCGACAACAUCGCCAAAAAAACAAAGACUGACCUGGUGGAAGAAGUUAUCGAGCUGAAACGUUCACUGGAAGCUGUGAUCGCCGACAACUGUCAACUCCGUCAAGAAUUCGAGUCGCUCAAGACUCUUACGAUCGCCAUCCAACAACAAAAUGAGCUCCUUCAACUCCAAUUCAAUCAAAUCAAAGACAUCAAAUCUUCUCAAAUCCAAAUCGUCGCCGAACUGAAAAAAAUGUCAGCGCAAAUCAAUAAUCGCGAGGACUCCUCUACGUCUCUGCCCCUCUCAGCUCCGCGCUCACGCUUCGCCCUCUGCCUCUCUGGCCCUCUCCGCUGAAACGUUAUCUCUCGCCGAACGUGUAAAAAUCGCCAAAGAAGCCGCUCAAUUCGACGAAAAAAGCCGCCGUGCCGUCAUAGAAAGACUCCCAGAUGCAAAAAAUGAAAAUCAAAAUGCUCUCGACCUUGACUUCAUCAAAGACAUCUGUAAAGUGAUACACAUCGAUGAUCCCGUCGAAGUCUAUCGCCAUGAAUGUUCCGCCAAAAAUCCGACCGCUCAAAGUCGCUUUUUUUCUUCUACUCGUAUCCGCGACUCCUUCAUCCAACAAUUCGCCAAAGGAUUGGAAGAAGUUCGACUUUCAGCUCCUCUGAAGCCUAGAUGUAGACGCGACAUGACACUGUCCGAGCUCAGACUUCUACGUUCAUUGCGCAAACAAGUAUACGACGCCAACAUUGCUGCUGGCCGCGUGGUCUGCUAUUUGAACGAUCUCUCCGUCAUCAAAGUUCGAAAUGGUCGUUCGUUCGUGGUCUCCUCCUCAGCUGAACCUGGUGCGCCGUCCCCGACUCCUGUUACGGCUUCAGCUCAAGCUGCCGACGACGCUGUACCAAUGUCUCCUUGA
This is a messenger RNA of Caenorhabditis auriculariae, 961 nucleotides long. NCBI's taxonomy places the organism in Eukaryota, Metazoa, Nematoda, Chromadorea, Rhabditida, Rhabditidae. The record is from the annotation of a GenBank genome assembly.